Aspergillus wentii DTO 134E9 is the source of this 1513-nucleotide messenger RNA. RefSeq names its product TauD/TfdA family dioxygenase. The coding region runs from base 1 to 1224 and encodes 407 amino acids. The transcript has 2 exons. The record is from RefSeq and is a predicted model, not a curated record. Gene Ontology annotation, molecular function: oxidoreductase activity. Lineage: Eukaryota; Fungi; Ascomycota; Eurotiomycetes; Eurotiales; Aspergillaceae.
AUGCCCUCUCUCGUUGAAUCCCCAUCCACCUCGUCCCCCGCCAGCUCGGCAACUUCCAAACUCUCCGCCUUCCCCGACGGCCUCAAAACAUCUGGCCAACACCCUCCCACUCCCAGCUUAGUCCGCGCAUACGCCGACUUCCCCAAAGAAAUCACGGGGCCUACAGUCUGGAAACCAGAAACAUACACCGACCAUCCCGAGCGAUGGACGCACCGAUUCACGCCCGCAGAGAUCGACGAGAUCAGCGCUGCGGCGGAUGCGUUUAUUGCGGCCGAUACGCCUUUGACGGGUAUAACCAAGGCGUUGUUCCCUCUUCCCACACUGACGGCGCGUAUGGAGGAGUUGAGAAAGGAUCUUAUCGAUGGGAAGGGGUUUUUCCUGUUUCGGGGAUUGCCGGUUCGGCAGUGGGAUUUGAGGAAGAAUGCUACCGUGUAUAUGGGACUGGGGACGUAUUUGGGGUAUUUUGUCAGUCAGAAUGGUCGAGGCCAUGUUUUGGGCCAUGUUAAGGAUCUAGGCGAGGAUCCGACCAAGACUGAUCGUGUGAGGAUUUACCGGACCAACGCUAAACAAUUCUUCCACACCGACGGCGCAGAUCUCGUCGGUCUGCUCUGCAUCGCCAAAUCGCUCUCUGGAGGCGAGUCAGACAUCGCAUCUACGCAUCAUGUCUUCAACAUCCUCCAACAAACCCACCCCGACGUGAUCGAAACAAUGGCCACACCAAACUGGUACUUUGACCGCAAGGGCGAGGUCAGUGAAGGCACAGAGCAGUGGAUAAAAGGAGCCAUUCUGUACCUUGAAAACGACCCAAAGAGCCAACGCGUCUACGCCAAAUUCGACCCUAACAACGUCACUUCUCUAGCGAGGUACAACACCGGUCCGGACGCUGUGAUCCCACCACUGUCGGACAAGCAGAAAUAUGCGAUGAAGGUGUGGGAUGAGACGUGUGCUUCGGUGGCGCUGCAUAUGGUUCUCGCGCCGGGGGAUAUUCAAUUCGUGAGUAAUGCGCAUGUGUUUCACUCUCGCACUGCGUAUCAGGAUCACCCCCCUGGUGCGGUCGAUGAGGAUGGGAAGCCUGCUGUGCGACGCCAUCUGAUGAGACUUUGGCUGGCGGCGCCGGAGAGCGAGGGAGGAUGGAAGUUGCCGUUUUUCGAUAGCAAGGAGAAGAAGAGGGGUGGCAUUCAGGUUAAUGAUACGCCGCCUGUUUGCCCAUUGGAUGCGGAGUAAUCUGAGUAUAUAUUCAUUGUGUUAUAUUAUCUAUCAAAUGGAAAUGUCGGUAGCCAUGACUCGCCCUGACUGUGAAUUCCCCCCGCCCAUGGCAGUAAACCAGCUUCAAUGCCCGAUCCAACAGCUGUAUCAGCUGGUUGCCACGCCCAGCCUAGAUCCGACAUGAACAGUGUCUGCAAUUCGUCCAGAUUCGCCUGAUCAACAGAAACAGCAUUAUCCUGCGUAUCAGUACGAGGUGUCCGCCCUAGAUCACCACUCCGAUUCUGUAUAUGUAUACUCGGCGUAUUCU